AGGGUGCAAGCAUUAAUCAAAUGAUGAGAUCGAUGGCUUGCAUAAAAGUCCGGCUGUUUUGAAGCGACAGCUUCUGCAAGCUCUGACGAAGGAGGCGGGUGAAGAAGACAACAGAUUCGAACUCGGACUUCAGCAACGCUAAGAGAUGAUAUGUUGUCUUCUUCUGACUGCUGAAAAUUCUACAUAUGGAACUACUGCUCUAUGGUUGACUCGAGGGAAGGCCACCAUUUCGUUAGAUUGCAAAAUCCGAGGAGCUCAAAUCACUGAGAGGUAUAAUUCAACUCAAUUAGUUCGAUUGCGACCAGAGCCGUCCACACUUUGGACAUAGGGAGACCGGCGCACUGGUCACGGAACUGGCGAAGUCAACCCAUGCAUCUGAAUCAGCCCAUCUGUGAGGCAUUUGAUCAAACGGCUUCUCUGCCUCACCAACUGAAACGAUACCUUCCCGAUCUCGGGCGUCUUUAUCGGCCGUCCCGACUGACAGCGGCUGGUCAAGAUCGAGCGUUCACGACCGGCUCUCGAGUCGGCCGGUUCAGUCCUCGGCCCGACCGCUCCGGUUUUGGGAACACUUGCAGCGGGGGAAUUUGCGGGGAAAGCAGUUGCAGAAGAUUGGAAGCAAGAUUUGGAGCAGUUCAUCCUCUCUCUCUCUCUCUCUCUCUCUCUCUCUCUCUCUCUCUUUCUUUGGUUCAGAUUCAUAUCGAUCCAAAGUUCAAUCUUCGUCGUCGAUCACAAUAAGAACGAGUGGAUGCCAGUCAGACUGCACCAACAAAUCAACGUGCUCCUCCUCCUUGCUUUCUUCUUCUUCUUCCUGCCUGCCUUCCCGUUCUACGGUUUGCUUCUGCCGUCACGCCAUGUCUCAUGCCCUCGUUUUUGGCGUCUUCAUAGGCGCCAUUGCUCUCCUCGCUGUAGAGCUCCUCUUCUCUCUUCUCUUAUACUACUGGAUCUCGGGCCGCCGAGGACGAGCUCCUGCGUCGCCAAGGCGCUACAACUGCUGUCAUGAUUCCGACGACGAGCGCUCGCUCCCUGCCGAAUGCAACAAGCAGGGAAUAGUUUGGGUGUUGGAAGCGGCAAAAGCUGCAGAGGUUGGCGGUGAUGGUGGAUCGCAAGCAAAUGGGACCAAGGAGGAGGCGGAUGUCGUUGAGAUCGUGGAGGUCUAUCCCGUCCUCAAGCACGCAAAGAUUAAGAACCACAAGCUGAUCCUGACUGAUCCCGACGAUUCUCGCACGGCCACCAUCGAGCUCUUGGAUUGUGCUGUCUUCGCGGUCUCUGCUUCAGACCGAGAGACGCGCAAGUGGGCUAACAGAUAUCCAAUCAAACUGGAGAGCAUGAACGCAGACAUCUACCAGGGAAGCAGAACAUGUUACGUAUAUCUUGAUACUUCCUGGGAGAAGGAAUCAUGGUGUAAAGCACUUCGUUUUGCCUCCUGCCCUGACAAGCAGAAACUCAAGACUUACGCAAAAUUACGUGAAGAUUUCCAGCGAUAUGUUGCAUCCGUGCCAGAACACCUUUCACCCCAGAAGCCAUUGAAGCCACAUUGUGAUCCUUCGAUCAAGACGACCAAGUUUCAGAAAACCACACGAAUCCGACACUUACUGAACAGGUUUUCGAAAGGGGUGUCGAAGAACAAUGGUAUCAUUACACCCUCUCUCGGAAAGAAGAAGGUAGAUGACAGGGUGAUCGCCAGGAAUGGGGUCAUUCUGAUGAACGAGUUUCUAAACGCUUCAUCCCCAGAGAAAUCUUCUAGUUGUUCAUCAGACCUGGUUCGAUCUGGUUCACUGCCUCCUCUUUAUUCUGGUCUUCAUAAUGCAGCCUCUGAUGAUAAGAUUAACCGUAAUGAUACUGCCUUGUUCUGGAACUUAGUCCUUUCAAGAUUGUUUUUUGAUGUCAAAAGAAGUGCAGUGGUUAACAACUGCAUAAAGACUCAGUUUCAGAGGACAUUAUCAAACAUGAGGUUCCCAAGCUUUUUGGGUAGAGUGGAAUGUUCUGGCCUAGACAUCGGAGAUCUUCCACCUUACAUCCAUAAUGUAAAAGUUGUGAGCAAGGACAUGAACGAGGUCUUGACAGCUGAGAUUGAUACUGAAUACUCUGGUGGUAUAACAUUUGCAUUUGAAGUUGGUCAGUUAGGAUGCAGAGGAAGCAGCAUGGACUCAAAUCUGGAGCUGGAGUCUGGCUCAGAGAUGGCUUUACUUCAUUCUGAAGGACUUCAAAAUAAUGUAGAGCAAGUGUCUGUCCUGGAUAGUUCAGGUGAUGGAGAAGAAAGGGAAGAAAAGGAAAAGAAAAUUGAUGAACCUGAGCAGCCGCAGAGCAGUAACUGGAGAAGUGUAUGGUUGUCAACAUGGAAUUCCGUAAAAAAUUCCGUUGCUGAUCAGGUUUCUCAGGUUCCCCUGUCACUGUCAGUGAGGAUUUCAUCACUCAGUGGAACAAUUCGCUUGCACAUAAAACCCUCACCUUCCGAUCAGCUGUGGUUUGGGUUCACAUCCAUGCCUGAGAUGGACUGGAGCUUCGAAUCCACUGUUGGGGAGCAGAGGAUCAACAUUGGAGCAUUUACUUCCAUGUUCAAGAACCUCUUUGAGAAUGCGAUUCGUGGAAGUCUGGUGUUCCCAAACUGCGAAUGCUUGUGCGUUCCAUGGAUGCUGGACGAGAAGGACAACUGGAUUCCGGUGACAGAAGGACCAUUUAAAUGGAUUAACCAAGAGACGCUUGCGGACGUGGUGGAGCUCAACCAAGAGACGCCUGUGUGUGCAGCAAAGCUUGAAGAAGAAGAAGAAGAAGAAGAAGAAGAAGUAUUCAUGGACACGAUAGAGCUCAAAGCAUCAGAGCCGGAUCAGCUGCAUGAGGCCACUGCCUCUUCACAAGCAAGUCCGUCCAUCUCAUCAGGUCUAUUGUGCCUCACCCCCACCAUAGGGAAGGAGGCGGAGAUGCCAAAAUCCGAAGAGUCACAGGAGAGCUGCGGUUCCACUCCGGUGAUCACCCCGGGGGAGAUUGUGCUGUGGGAGAAAACCGCAGCAGCAGCAGCAUCAGCAUCAGCAUCAGCAUCAACGACCUCCGAGGCCGAAGAGGAUGCGAGCACAAGGAAGAAGCUAAACGUCAAAGGGCUGAAGAAGAUGGUGGGGGAGACGUUCGAAGGGCAGAAGCGCAGCAUCGGGAACAUGGUGGGUGUGUCUUUGAAGAAGUACGAGAAGGUCAAGAUGCACAACAUCUUUGGCCGCCAUGCAUCGACUGUAAGAAGCUUGCAGUGAUGGCCGCCAUUUCCUUUCCUUCCCUUUUCCUUUGGACCCUUAAAGCACUCGGAUAUUGCAUGGUUUCCUUAAUAAUCGUUUUAAACCA
Molecule: messenger RNA, 3327 nt
Organism: Musa acuminata AAA Group (dessert banana)
Lineage: Eukaryota; Viridiplantae; Streptophyta; Magnoliopsida; Zingiberales; Musaceae
Exons: 7
Coding region: 852-3239 (795 amino acids)
Cellular component (GO): endoplasmic reticulum
Molecular function (GO): lipid binding
Source: RefSeq, a predicted model, not a curated record